Messenger RNA from Exophiala spinifera, 1515 nucleotides. RefSeq lists its product as uncharacterized. Gene Ontology annotation, cellular component: nucleus. Gene Ontology annotation, molecular function: DNA-binding transcription factor activity; transcription cis-regulatory region binding. Bases 1 to 1515 code for a protein of 504 amino acids. The transcript has 2 exons. The record is from RefSeq and is a predicted model, not a curated record. NCBI's taxonomy places the organism in Eukaryota, Fungi, Ascomycota, Eurotiomycetes, Chaetothyriales, Herpotrichiellaceae. Gene Ontology annotation, biological process: positive regulation of transcription by RNA polymerase II.
AUGAAUCGUCCCCCAAGUGUGCCCGAUGCACGAGGGACGGAGCAGACUGCAUAUACGAGAAACGGCUCAGAUUCGGUGGACGCCCUUUCGUCCGGUCUCGCCACGUCCGACGGAGGGUUUGUCUACUCUUCAAACCACUUGACAGCUACGGCGCCAGCUACGCCCUCCAACACGGAGGCCAGCUCAACACCAGACAACUCGUUCUCGUCCAGUCGGCAGCAACUCUCAUUAAUGCAGUCUGCCCAAGCUCCCAGUCGGAGCGGCCUCGAUCUUACAGUCCCUAUAUCUGUUGACCCACUGUCCUUCAUGGCCUCAAAUAACCGUCACUUGCUUCAAUACUUCAUGCACAAUGCUUCUCAAGCCCUGGCGACCCACAGCCUAGUACACCGAGAAGUCUGUGAAGUAAUUAUCCCUAUGGCUGUCGCGAACCCAGCUCUACUCCAUGCGACCCUCGCCCUCGCCGCCAUCCAUCUAAACUCCUUUAUGUCCAACUCUGACCAUAGGCCCAGAGAUGAAGGAAGUGACGUUGUGGCUCAUUUAACUACCACCAGCAUCGCACACUUACGGAGGGAGCUUCAGCAACCUGUGGGAGGCUCUCCGGGACCACAGCUAGCAACUAUCCGUACCUUGUUCUUGUGUGAAGCUAUCUCUGGUUCACCAACCCUCAGUACCUGGAGAUCCCAUUUCUUAGGCGCAAAAGCGCUUUUCUCGUCCAUGGAACGGCAAAAGGAUAUCCGGGAAUUCCAGAAGGACGCCUCUUUGCCGUUCCUACGGCGCUGGUACAAUAUCACGGAGGCGCUUGUGGCCCUCACACCCGAGGGCCUGGAGGAGGAUAUGCAAGGCUCCUUAGGACCUCGUAGCCUAGGUGAUCCGAGUGAUACUCCGAUCUGUAUUGACGCAUACACUGGCUGCACAGAUGACCUUGCGAAAGCUCUGAGAGAGAUAGGAGCACUGGCAUGGGAAAGACGUCGUGCAACUCGACCACCUAACCAACCUUCAAAGCUUUCCGAAGCAGACUUUCUGCGUAAGGCUGAUGGUCUCGAAAUAUUGAUCAACCGCAUGAUCAUCCGUGACAGGUCGGGAACAGCAAUAUCCAAUGUUCCAGAGCCACAUGGUCUAUCGCUCAAACAGUUUGAGGAGUUUCUUCUCUGUAAUGAGGCUUACCAGCACACUGCGCUCAUACACAUUCACCGACAGAUACGAUUGCUUUCUUCCGAUUCUUCGCUGGUCCAAGACUGCGUCAAGAGGAUCAUUGACUGCGUCAGCAGAAUUAAGCCUGCCGCAACACUCUCGCCACUGACUUUACUUACCACUCCGCUCUUCACUGCUGGUUGUGAGGCUCGUGGCUCUGAUCGUACCAAGAUCACCCUGCUGUUAAAAGAAAUGUACAAUCAUCUGCAUCUCCCUAACAUGAAACAGGCAUUGGAGGUACUUGAAGACUUCUGGCUAGCAUCAGCAGAUGGCAAAACAAGCUGGGAAAGCUUUUCGAGUACGUUGACUCUCUCUUCUCAUUGA